AUGGCCACGACAACGACGACAACGACGGCGAUCGAGCUCACGAGCCAGAACUUAACCCACAUCCACACGAGCCACACCCCGCACCAUGCUGCCAAGCGUCACGAUGACCCCGUCCUUGCCGCUUCUCAGGCCGCGGACAUGACUGUUCCCGAUGGCGAAUACGGCUGGGUUAUUGUCGGGGCUUGCGCCGUCGUGGUGUGGUGGGCCAUUGGUACGACCUAUAGUUGGGGGGUGCUCCAGGAAGCGCUCGUCGCUCAGGGCCUCUCGUCUCCUGCCGUGUUGUCGUUCAUUGGCGGGCUGGAUGCGGCGCUGAUAUCGGCUUUGGCGAUUGUGAAUUCGAGGUUGAUUAGGAGCCUGGGUGUGAGGACUACUUGCUUAUGUGGGGUUACUCUGAUGGGCAUGAGUGAGAUCUUGAGCGGGUUUGCUGUGAAGAACUUGGGUGCCUUGUUUUUCACCUCUGGUGUCUUGAUGGGACUUGGAGUUAGUAUGUGCUUCAUGGUUAUAUCAGUCAUCCCUGCACAAUACUUCAGAGCGAAGCGUGGACUAGCAAAUGGCCUCGUCUUCGCCGGCGGCGGUUUCGGGGGAGCUGCCAUCAGCGUGAGCCUAGAUGCUCUCAUCCAGAAGCUCGGCACGGCGUGGGCAUAUCGUAUCCUUGGAUUUACGACCCUUGCCACGGGGAUACCCGCAGCCUGGUUAAUCAGGGAGAGAAACCGCGCCAUGAGAACACCUGGUUUUAUAGAAUGGCGUCUCUUCAAAUCCUUUACUUUCGUCAUCAUCUUCCUCGCCAGCGCGAUCGGGACAUUCCCCCUCUUCGUGCCACCCUUCUUCCUUCCUCUCUACACAAAAUCCCUUGGAUUCUCAUCAAGCGUGGGCGCCGGUCUAGUCGCCGGUUUCAACCUUGCUUCUGCCAUGGGUCGUAUCUGCUGUGGCCUCCUCUGCGACCGGUUCGGUGCGCUCAACACGCUAUUCCUCUCUUUAGCGUUGACAGCUGUGAGUAUGUUAGCUAUCUGGCCAGGAUCCACCACGUUGGGACCUCUGGCGCUGUUUGUCGUCGUGAACGGUGUUUCCAAUGGAGGGUUCUUCUCGACGAUGCCGACGGUUGUGGGCAAUGUAUUUGGGAGUGCGAGAGUCGCCGUGGCGAUGAGUAUGAUUGUUACGGGGUGGGCCGGAGGAUAUCUGAUGGGAGCCCCUAUUGCCGGCUACAUCCUCAAGGCUCAUGGGGGAACGGAGAGUGGUCUACAGGCGUACCGACCGGCUAUGUUUUAUGCUGGAUCUCUUGCUCUGCUUUCUGCGGUGUUGGUUGCUAUCGUGCGCCUGCGUAAGGAUAGGUCAAUUCUCGCUAGGUUGUGA
Molecule: messenger RNA, 1350 nt
Organism: Scedosporium apiospermum
Lineage: Eukaryota; Fungi; Ascomycota; Sordariomycetes; Microascales; Microascaceae
Product: Monocarboxylate permease
Exons: 4
Coding region: 1-1350 (449 amino acids)
Biological process (GO): transmembrane transport
Cellular component (GO): fungal-type vacuole membrane
Molecular function (GO): transmembrane transporter activity
Source: RefSeq, a predicted model, not a curated record